This is a messenger RNA of Aspergillus wentii DTO 134E9, 1230 nucleotides long. RefSeq lists its product as uncharacterized. Lineage: Eukaryota; Fungi; Ascomycota; Eurotiomycetes; Eurotiales; Aspergillaceae. The transcript has a single exon. Bases 62 to 1168 code for a protein of 368 amino acids. The record is from RefSeq and is a predicted model, not a curated record.
CUAUUAGAUCGAUAUUUUAUUAUAGAAUAAUCUAUCCAGAAUACAUUAACCACUUACCAAAAUGAACACUCAACACCAAGCAAAGACCCAAGCAUCAAAAAAGCUGCACAAUGAUGCCUCAAUCAAGCUACUCCAGACCCUAUCUCUCAGUCUCAUCCUCCUCAUCCUCGGGAAAGAAAUGACCUUUUUCACCAUCUCAUUUUUCUUCUCAUUCUGGUGCAAACACAAUCUCAAUUCAAAUAUCCUAGAUAUCAGCAAAGAGCAAUCUGCUAUCGAAAAACAAUUACAAUCUGCAGUUCAGCGCAAACAGGAAGAGCAGAAACGACACGAUGUCCAGACCAUCUCGGAUAAUAUUAUUUGUUUCGUCGUCGAGGAGCAGGCUAGGGCUGAUGCUUUCCGGCGAAUGGUCGAACAGAGGCAAACGAAGGAUAUCGCUGGGAUUGUGACGCGCAUCUGUGAUCAUAUGGCGGAUCUUCAGAAGAGACAAGAAGUCGAAGAAGUACAGACGAAAGAUGACGAUGACAACAACCAAGUAGAGGAGGAAGAAGAGGAAGAGGAAGAAGAGGAAGAGGAAGAAGAGGAAGAGGAAGGCACAGACCCUUCAGACAGCGAAGAAGACGAAAUCCAACAUCAACACCAAUAUCAAUAUCAACCCCUCCCCCUCCCCUUCCCUCUAUCCAACUACACCCCCCUCAGCUUCACCUUCACCUGCAUCGGCACCACGAAGAAAGGAACCCGCUGCGCCCAAAGCUAUCUCUCCCGAGCAAGCCUCCAGAACGCCUCCCUCCGUCUCCAGAAAAUGCAAUCCCCAAAUCCAGGCAAUAGCUUCACGCUAGACGCCCUGCAUGAAUUGGCCGAUUGGAUGCUUUGUCCGCGUUGGCAUCGGGAUAAACUGCCGCAGGGGAUGGCACUGGCCCGGGAGUGGUAUCGAUUGUUGAGGCCUGCAAGGGAGAGACUCGCUCAGUGUGAGGAUCAGGGUGCAGAGAGGAUGUUGAAAGAGAGGAGGGUUGUUGCGUCGUCGGCUGCGUAUGCUGCUUGGUCGACGCCGUCGAGUGUUUCGUCUUCGAGGUCGGCUGUUUUUAGUAGUCCUGGAAUGAGUAUGCGUGGUUAUUCCCCUGUCUCUGAUUAUGAUUAUUCUCCAAGCAGGUCGAGAAGGUCGCGUAGGUAGCAUGUUUGACUUUUGUUGAGAUGGUUUCAUGACGUCUAAUGAUACUUUGAUGUUGAUACCCA